AUGGCGUCGCAUCUGCCUCGAGAUUCAGUCGAGGAAGACGAAUCUCUGCUCUCCUCCCCGCACGAAUCGACGUUCACCCUCCCUGAGCCCAGGGUGCCGAAGAAGCCAUGGGUGUCUCUCGUGGUGCUGGCGCUGCUCCUGGUCACCAUCAUCGACGUUGGCGCCUUCCUCGCUGAACCGCCCAAGACACGCAUAUACGAGACCAAUAUCUGCCUCGCAUACUAUCGCGAACACGACGACUCCGCCAUCGGCGCUGACGGGCGCAUACCGGAACAGCUGUGCAAGAUCGACGAGGUGCAGCAGAAGCUGGCUAUGAUCUUUGGCUGGCAGGACACUUUCGAUGCAAUCCCCGGCAUAUUGCUCGCUAUCCCGUUUGGGACGCUGGCGGACCGGGUCGGCAGGAAAUGGAUCUUCGCUGCAAGUCUGCUGGGUUGCUGGCUGAGCUCUGCAUGGGUCCUGCUCGUCUGCUACUUCACAACCCUGCCGCUGCAGCUCACAUGGCUGUCAUCCGCCUUCUUCCUGAUCGGUGGAGGACCUCUAGUCGCCGUUGCAGUUGCCCUGACCAUGAUCUCGGACAUCGUGCCACCGGACAAGCGCACCACCGUAUUUCUGUAUGUGACUGCCUCCGUGCUGGUUGCGGAGGUGGUUGCGCCGGUUAUGGCUGCAAAGCUCAUGGAGAAGGGCGAUUGGAUGCCCUUGGUGCUGGCCACCUUCAUACAGGGAGUGGGCAUGUGCAUAUCCAUCUUCUUCCCUGAGACACUUCAUUUGCGCGACCUGCCAGAACCAAAGGAUGACGUAGACCAGACCAUCGAGCUUCAGCCGAAAGGCGGCCACUUCACGCUCAAAGCGCAGCUGCGGAACUUUCACACUGCAUACACUUUCAUCCGAGGCGACAUGCAGCUGGCGUUGGUGGUCUUUGGUUUCAUGGCCAACAGGCUUGGCAGACAAGCCAUGUCGCUGCUGAUCCGCUAUGCUUCCAAACGCUAUGGCUGGGAUAUCAAGGAUGCCGCCUACCUGCUUUCGUUCCGCGCUGCGACCAAUCUUGUGGCUGUGGCUGUGUUCCUGCCAGCGCUCAACUGGUUUCUUAUCAAGCAUCUUCGACAUCCGCCCCAUUGGGCAGAUCUCUGGACAGCGCGAGGAUCAAUCAUCGUGCAGGCCGUUUCCUACAUUAUCAUGGGCGUUGCCGGAUAUCCUUCGCUGCUCAUACUUGGUCUGCUCGUCUACAACAUGGGCACUGGAUACAAUGCAGCCUUGCGGUCUGUCGCCAUCCACGCAGUUGGCGGGCAGUCCAGUCCCGACGUUGGGAAACUGAUGAGCACCAUCGCCAUUUCUGAAGCUAUAGGCGCAAUGUUUGCAGGACCAAUGCUCAGCCAGCUGUUCCAAUGGGGCAUGGAUCUUGGUAGCGCAUGGCUCGGACUACCCUUCUUGGCCUGCGUACCUGUGUAUGGCGUUAUGACUGCGAUCAUGUUCAUGAUUAGCGCAAAAGACAGAGAUACGGGGUAUGUGGAGGUGCAGAGCGAGGAUGAAGAAGACGCGCGCAGUGAGCUCGGCAGAAGUUCGGCGCUGGUUGAAGCGCGUAGUCCAAGGCACCCACCCCCCAUCUUGGAGCUAUUAGACCCGGAUCUCGCACGUCAACAGGCUGUGGCCGCUGCGACGGCUGCUUUUGUGAGAGCCCAUACCCAAGGAGCCGCUGACAGGACGAGCAAGCGAAGCUCCGAAGUCUCUAGGUCGAAGAGCAAUGCCAGUCGAAAGUCCAUCACCAUGCAGGGCCAGGGAAGUCACUUUCCGCCCCGUGACUCCAGCUUCCGUUCCAUGCAUCCCCAGAAAACUGGACAGGAUGCCACCUCGCAGCGGCCAUCGCGAGCGUCGACAAUCAACACCGAGACGUUUCCGCCUUUCCAUCCCAUGCCCAGCAUGGACAGACCAGUAUCGGCACCCAGGCCCCUUUCGGCGCAGCCGUCCAUUGCGUUCAGUGAGCAUGCACGUCCGAAUACGCAACCAAAGGCGGGCCGGCUGAGCGUCUCGUCUUCAGUCACCUCACAGCAGAUCCGGAAGGCACGAUCUAUGUACUAUGCGAGCAGUGUUCAGACAGGCUCACCGAUUGCUCGACCGCCCACCAUGUACCUUACGACUCCACCUCCGGUGACAGCAACUUCAACCCUCGAGAUACCCGUUCAGGCCGCUUCAGCUCGGGCCCUGGCCCCAUCCCCGCUUGCAAUGCCUCGCAUUCCCGUCACCGUUGAGACUAAUGAAACUGUCGACAAGGCACGAGACAAGUACUUGCAAUCUUUCCAACAACGGUCGGUCAGGCAUAAGCCGUCCUUGUUCAUGGCGCCAUUCAUGAAGAGGCAGGGUAAGGGCAAGAGCAAGCGCACCAGUUCCAGCUUUGCAUCCGUCUCCGCAACCAGCCACCGCACACCAGAGGACUACACGCCCGAUUUUACUCUCACCGACUUCAUGCCCCAGGUAGAAGCUAAGGACAAGCGAUCAUUCUCCGGAUCGCUCAAGAGCAAACUCAAGCGGGUGUUCAGGCGCAGUUCCAAGCCAGCUUCGGAUUUGCCUGUCCAACAGAUACAGGCAAGCCGCGACUACUUCGGCACAGCUCCAAUCGACAUCCAUGAUUCCGAAGACAUCUACGAUAUUCCAAGUCCGGACGAAGAUGUACUCCAACGUGUCCGGAUCACGGUCGAGCAGCAACCACAACGGGCGAUCAAGCGAUUGACGAUCAUACAUGAAUCCAAGGACAGUAUCGGCAGUGAAGCGGACCAAGCAGCUUCUCUUUUGACGAAGCGAAAGUCACUUCCAUCGGGUACUCUUGCAGCUUUCCGUGAUCCUAUGCCGAUGGAAAGUCUGUUGGAAGAAACGUCGACACCGAUCGAUCCCAAGCGCGUCUUUUCUGCGUUGAUGAGGGAGAUUGAGAUCUCCAAGUCAACAGAAGAUGCGCCUCAGCCUCCUGCCCAUACUCCUGGUGCAGAGAGUGAUGUUUUUGAGUCAAGCAAGACUAAGGUCCUGCACUCGGCUGACAGAGAUCUACACUCGAGCGCCAGUCGAGACUUUCGGAUGGAAGUGGGGAACGAACAACGACCGCCUUCUCGGCGCGGACCCAGUGCCGCAGCGCAGAGCACACAAGGUAAAGCUAGCUCUAUCAGGACGCUUGGAAGGGCCAUCCGGUCCACGAUCCGUACUGUCACACCUGGCGAGCAGCGUUCCUCACCGUGUCCUGUGCAACACACUAGUGUUCGUGGAACAAUGCGCAUUCCGAGGGAUGAGCUGGACCCGUCGGCUGUUGCCACAUCAUCCGAUGUUGAGGAAGAUUGCAUCAACAUCGAUACAAGCCAACCUAAGCACACGCGCGAAAUGUUUUCGCCCUCUCGCGAGCAGAUCGAACGAAGAGUAUCAAAGGCCAAAGAGCGCUGGAAGACACCUCUGGACGACGUUGCGCAGCUGCAGUUCCCGCGUGAGAUGGAGCGGACAUACAACGUUGCCGAAUUCACUCAACGUACUGUGCAAGAAGACGAUCAACGCGAAUCACUGGAAGAGGAGGUGGAAGUCCAUCGAACCGACAUUUCUGGCCCGUCUGGAACACCUUGCUCGCCAACGCAGCGAACAAUGAUGUCGCCCUUAUCUCCAAGCGUAUACUCGCGAAACACUGACGGCAUGAGCAUACUCCCAAAUGACAGCGUUAUGUCGUUCAGUGGACAAGAUGGACUUGAGCGUCAUCACAACGGAGGCUCAGCCGUCAUCCUGACAAGCAAGUCGGUUCGCAGCUAUGUCGUGGGUACGCCGUCGCCACGCCGCCCUGACUCAGCUCGUUCUAGCCGUGACUGGAAGGCUUGGCUGUCUCACGAGGUCUCCAACAUGGAGUUCACAAGCCAAGAAGAUCUUAGGAUUAAUGAGCAAUACCUCACGCCUUCUAGUCGCCGGUCGAGCAGCAACAGUGCUAGGUCUUCUCGCAACUCACGUUCGCCGCCUGAUAGUGUUGCUUCUUCAUUCAAGUCAACGAAGGGAAGUACCGGACCCAAGAUUUACUCUGAUCUCUCUGCUCCUCCAACGCACCAAACAUCACAGCGCUCGCGCAACUCCGCUCUGAUGAGCAGUGAAGGCCGACACGCAAGUAAAGAGAACUUGACACCACCUUCCAUUAUUGGUGUCAAAGGUAAUGGAAGACCAAGCAUAUCACCAUUAGGACCGUCGACUCGCGCGAGAUCGCUGCAGCCGCUCUCUUCAGUCGCGUUAAACCGCAGCACAACCAAUAUUGGCCAAUAUACAUCCAACAUUCCGGAGAUCAAGCACUCCAAGUACAUCUCAAGCCCAGCUGCGUCGCCACCACGUCCCAGAAUUCGCGCAAUCUUACGAGAGGCAUCCCCAGAGAAGCUGAGUCGUCGUCCCAAGAGCGCACUCGACCUUCGUGGAGCAAAAACAUCGCUCCCUCGCCCAUCGACAGAGUUGCGACGCCCAGCGCUGCACCUCAAGCCGUCGACUAGCUCCUUCACGGAGAGCCGGGAGCCCAGUCCAGGUACUGAGGGCCGUGCCAUUGAUAGUAUCCUCGAGGAAGGCGAGCGCAGCGGCAGCAUCACGCCCGGUCAGCGCAUGGCAGAUCGCUUCCUGCGCGAGAGGAAGAGCAUGGGCUUGUUAGAGGGUAAGAAGCUCAGAGGAGGUAUGAGGCUGGUCAGGGAGGAUACACCAGCAUUUUUAUGACGUGCGAAGCUAGAGUAAUGGGGUGGAUCGUUGUUUGGAUCGUUGUAAUUGAAUAUUGAAGGUUGAAGAGAAGUGCUUGCGAUGGCUGGAUACCUUGCAUAGCGAUAUGAUGAAGUAUCGUAGGGUGAUUAUUUGUAAUGCACGUUUGAUAUCUUC
Parastagonospora nodorum SN15 is the source of this 4854-nucleotide messenger RNA. RefSeq lists its product as hypothetical. The transcript is spliced from 7 exons. Gene Ontology annotation, cellular component: membrane. Bases 1 to 4698 code for a protein of 1565 amino acids. Gene Ontology annotation, molecular function: transmembrane transporter activity. Lineage: Eukaryota; Fungi; Ascomycota; Dothideomycetes; Pleosporales; Phaeosphaeriaceae. Gene Ontology annotation, biological process: transmembrane transport. The record is from RefSeq and is a predicted model, not a curated record.